Messenger RNA from Lepus europaeus (European hare), 4408 nucleotides. RefSeq names its product mitofusin 2 (gene MFN2). Gene Ontology annotation, biological process: mitochondrion localization; mitochondrial fusion. Gene Ontology annotation, cellular component: mitochondrial outer membrane. Bases 421 to 2694 code for a protein of 757 amino acids. NCBI's taxonomy places the organism in Eukaryota, Metazoa, Chordata, Mammalia, Lagomorpha, Leporidae. Gene Ontology annotation, molecular function: GTPase activity; GTP binding. The record is from RefSeq and is a predicted model, not a curated record. The transcript has 20 exons.
UGUUGAGACUCAGAGGCCGGGGCCCUUGAGGCUUAGGAACAGUGGGGUCGAAGUGGCUGAGCGCGGAGUCUGCGGGCUCACUGCGGCCCAGCGGCGAAUCUGCUGGUGACACGCGCGUCCCCCCCGCCCCGCCUGUGCCCACGGUGGCGCUCCUGGUGACGUUGCGGGUGUGAUGGCCGCCGCGAGGCUGGGAAGGUGAAGGUUCGGGCUGGUGGAGUCAACACAGCCGUCGCCUCGAUCUGAGACAGGACAGAGGACCGGGCGCUUUCCAUCUUCUGGGCUGCAGCCAUGUCCGUGAUGCCCACCCUGUGAAGUCCGUCACCGUCCAAAAACUCCUCCUCUGUUCCAAUUGAGCCCGCAGACGGUCGCGGAUCCAUUUUCUUUUCCCUGCUAGGAGUUGCUGUGCAUAGAACUGGCGCCAUGUCCCUGCUCUUUUCUCGAUGCAACUCCAUCGUCACAGUCAAGAAGGACAAGAGACACAUGGCUGAGGUGAAUGCGUCGCCACUCAAGCACUUCGUCACCGCCAAGAAGAAGAUCAAUGGCAUCUUUGAGCAGCUGGGGGCCUACAUCCAGGAGAGCGCCACCUUCCUGGAAGACACCUACAGGAAUGCCGAGCUGGACCCAGUGACGACGGAGGAGCAGGUUCUGGACGUCAAAGGGUACCUGUCCAAAGUGAGGGGCAUCAGCGAGGUGCUGGCCCGGCGGCACAUGAAAGUGGCUUUUUUCGGCCGGACGAGCAACGGGAAGAGCACCGUGAUCAACGCCAUGCUGUGGGACAAAGUGCUGCCCUCCGGCAUCGGCCACACCACCAACUGCUUCCUGCGAGUGGAGGGCACAGACGGCCACGAGGCCUUCCUCCUCACCGAGGGCUCCGAGGAGAAGAGGAGCGUGAAGACCGUGAACCAGCUGGCCCACGCCCUCCAUCAGGACGAGCAGCUGCACGCCGGCAGCCUGGUGAGCGUGAUGUGGCCCAACUCCAAGUGCCCCCUUCUGAAGGACGACCUCGUGCUGAUGGACAGCCCGGGCAUCGAUGUCACCACAGAGCUGGACAGCUGGAUUGACAAGUUUUGCCUGGACGCCGACGUGUUUGUGCUGGUGGCCAACUCGGAGUCCACCCUGAUGCAGACGGAAAAGCAGUUCUUCCACAAGGUCAGCGAGCGGCUCUCCCGCCCCAACAUCUUCAUCCUGAACAACCGCUGGGACGCGUCUGCCUCAGAGCCCGAGUACAUGGAGGAGGUGCGGCGGCAGCACAUGGAGCGGUGCACCGGCUUCCUGGUGGACGAGCUGGGUGUGGUGGAUCGCGCUCAGGCCGGCGACCGCAUCUUCUUCGUGUCUGCCAAGGAGGUGCUCAAUGCCAGGAUCCAGAAGGCCCAGGGCAUGCCCGAAGGAGGGGGCGCUCUUGCUGAAGGCUUUCAAGUGCGGAUGUUUGAGUUUCAGAAUUUUGAGAGGAGAUUUGAGGAGUGCAUUUCUCAGUCUGCGGUGAAGACCAAGUUCGAGCAGCACACGGUGCGGGCCAAGCAGAUCGCGGAGGCCGUGCGUCUCAUCAUGGACUCUCUGCACAUCGCGGCUCAGGAGCAGCGGGUUUACUGCCUGGAAACGCGUGAGGAACGGCAAGACCGGCUGAGGUUCAUCGACAAGCAGCUGGAGCUCUUGGCUCAGGACUACCGACUGAGAAUCAAGCAGAUUACCGAGGAAGUGGAAAGGCAGGUGUCCACCGCCAUGGCAGAGGAGAUCAGGCGCCUGUCCGUGCUGGUGGACGAGUACCAGAUGGAUUUCCACCCUUCCCCGGUGGUCCUCAAGGUUUAUAAGAACGAGCUUCAUCGCCAUAUAGAGGAAGGCCUGGGCCGGAACAUGUCUGACCGCUGCUCCACAGCCAUCACCAGCUCCCUGCAGACCAUGCAGCAGGACAUGAUAGACGGCUUGAAGCCCCUGCUUCCUGCAUCCAUGCGGAGCCAGAUAGACGUGCUGGUGCCUCGCCAGUGCUUCUCCCUCAGCUACGACCUGAACUGUGACAAGCUGUGUGCCGACUUCCAGGAGGACAUUGAGUUCCAUUUCUCCCUCGGGUGGACCAUGCUGGUGAAUAGGUUCCUGGGCCCCAAGAACAGCCGCCGGGCCUUGAUGGGCUACAACGACCAGGUUCAGCGCCCUGUGCCUCUGACACCAGCCAACCCCAGCAUGCCCCCGCUGCCGCAGGGCUCACUCACCCAGGAGGAGCUCAUGGUCUCCAUGGUUACGGGCCUGGCCUCCCUGACGUCCAGGACCUCCAUGGGCAUCCUGGUUGUUGGAGGCGUGGUGUGGAAGGCGGUGGGCUGGCGGCUCAUCGCCCUCUCCUUCGGGCUCUACGGCCUCCUCUACGUCUACGAGCGUCUCACCUGGACCACCAAGGCCAAGGAGAGGGCCUUCAAGCGCCAGUUUGUGGAGUACGCCAGUGAGAAGCUGCAGCUCAUCAUCAGCUACACGGGCUCCAACUGCAGCCACCAGGUCCAGCAGGAACUGUCUGGGACGUUUGCUCACCUAUGCCAGCAAGUCGACGUCACCCGGGAGAACCUGGAGCAGGAGAUUGCCACCAUGAAUAAGAAAAUCGAGGUCCUCGACUCACUUCAGAGCAAAGCGAAACUGCUCAGGAAUAAAGCUGGUUGGUUGGACAGCGAGCUGAACAUGUUCACGCACCAGUACCUGCAGCCCAGCAGAUAGUGGGCAGCGUGGAGCAGAGCCUGCGCAGAGAAGGGCGGGGCCAUCAGUCCACAGCACCCAGGGUCCCCCAGGGACACGCGCAGCUCUGGUCCCUGCCACUGCCGAAUGAAACACCCCUAUGUCCACUGUUCCGAGCCCUCAGCACUAGUCAUUUCCCCUCUGCCUGCUCUGCAGGAGGAUCUGCCCAUCCCCCCACCCUGUGGAGACCUGACCACACCGGGCACCCGUGGGCCGGGGCGCCAGGGCCCCUGUCUGCUUUGUCAGCCUCCCCUGACAGCAUCAGUUGGUGACUUGAUGCGGUCUCAGAUGUCAGCGAUUCAGGGUGACUGACCGGACCUGGCACGUGUUAGGCAGACACCCUCAGCUCCCUGUGGCCCUGCACACCUGCCCUGCUCGUGCCCCAGCAUGCCGGCAGGGAGGCUGCACCGGGGCGCUGGGCGGUCUCCCCAGAAGCCUCGGGAACCAUCGAGAAGGCCGUGCGGCUUGGCUGGGUUUGGCCCUCCGGCCGCUGUGCGUCCUCCCAUUUGCCACUCUUCUGCUGGUCUUGAGACCUCAAAACUGAGGCAGGCCCAGCGCCCCAGAGGAGGGAGGGACGCGCAGGGGCUGAGGAGGGGGACGUGGAGGAUAUGGGAUGCGUGUGGUGCCGUGGGAGGGGGAAGCCAUCACGUGAUCAGGAGGGACGCGUGUCCCUUCCUCUGCUUUCAUCCCUCGGCCCGUGUGGUCCUGGAGAAAGCUGGCCUGUCCAGGUGGUUAAAGAACGUAGUGGGAGGAAGGUGGGGGAAGGUGAGCAUCUUGGUGGCAGGCUGAGGGGAGCCCUGCCCAGGUCGGCUGGACACUGGAGUGGAAAACAGGAACCCCGAUGGACCUUGCUGUGUGAGGCGUUCCCAGGCCUGGGCCCCAUCCCACCAACUUCACUGCACCCCGCUACAGCCCUGCAAGGCACUGCCCACCCCUCCUUGGCCGCGGUGCUCUGGACUUCCCCGUGCCAGGCUCUGCAGGUGGCCAGGAAACAGGGAAACAGCACCCCUGCCCUCCCUCCCCAGCGCCCAGAGCCUCACGCCGACCUGGCAAGUGUUUGUUGUCUUCAUCAGCCUAGGGGGUUAAGUGCCUGGGAAAAGCCGGAUCGGGCUCCCAGGCAGGGCAGACCCGUCUGGUUGUGUCGUGCUGGCCUUGUCCCAGCAGCAUCCAUCUCGGGGAAGUGAGUUGGUGGCCUCCGUGCAGGUGAUGUCCGCGUCCCCUCUUGUCCUCAGGUGCUGGGUCUGCCUUGGCCUAUGGCCUGAGAGAUGGACUUUGUCAAGGGUGACGGGCGAUGGGACAGGGUUUUGAGCGGGGCCAGGCCUGGGUGGGUGGGGUCACCUCACACCAUGUCAGGAAAAUCAGUAUCACACAAUUCCAAUGAAUUUUGUGCUCUUUUUUGAAAAAGUUAUUUAGAAUAAACAUGGAUUUUUUUCAACAUAGCCCCUGGGGAAUGAAUGAAAUCUGAAGCUUCUUACACAAGUCAAAUCCGGGCACUGAAAUCCACCCUUUCUGAAAGACGCGUGGCCGGAAGCACUUUACUUUAAUGCUGCUACCUUUGUUCUCUGUUGUCUGUGCGUUUGCUGGAGUGCGAGGCGGCCCCCACACAGUGGUUCUUCUCCAGUGUACUUGCCUGAACUACUCCUGUAUCAUUGCUCAUAAUAUUGGAACCUGAAAUAAAAUCUAGUUGGAAACCUUG